Girardinichthys multiradiatus is the source of this 2818-nucleotide messenger RNA. It is a transcript of the gene pex11b, whose product is annotated as peroxisomal biogenesis factor 11 beta. Gene Ontology annotation, cellular component: peroxisomal membrane. Gene Ontology annotation, biological process: peroxisome fission; regulation of peroxisome size. The transcript is spliced from 4 exons. The record is from RefSeq and is a predicted model, not a curated record. Lineage: Eukaryota; Metazoa; Chordata; Actinopteri; Cyprinodontiformes; Goodeidae. Bases 574 to 1302 code for a protein of 242 amino acids.
GGCUAUUCUGAAUUGUCACUCACAGAAAAUUAUAAAUAAAUGCUUAAAAGCACGCUGGAUGUCCCAGGCCAUAAGGCUGCCACGAGGGUCCCAGAGAAUGCCACGGGCUGCCAGAGGAUGCCACAGUGUGCCAGGAGCUGCCAGAGGAUGCUAAAUUUGGGGACACUUUGCAUCUUGGUUUUAGAAAGUGACAAGUCUAAAGCUGUGUACACAUUACUUGCUUAUCCUCUAAAUUCUAUGCUGUAAAUUAAAACUUUUGAAAUCAUCACAGCCCAAGUGUGUAAUGGCCCUUUUCUAUUAGUGCCUACUCAGCUUGACUCAACUCUACACCGUUCAGGUCGUUUUCCACUAUAGUUAAUGCCCUGUUUUUUCAUGGGACCUACUUUGGGCGGCUCCAUUCCACUCAGACCGUUUUGGAACAGUUUCUUUUGCUAGCUAUUCCAGACCAGUACUGGCUUUCUUGGUAUCUGCUCAUCAGCAGGUCCCAUCGAGGCUGAGCUGGGCUGAAAUGUGAUGUAAACAGAUGGCUGUUCACUGAUUGGCCAUGAGUGUUGUCAACCGUAUGAUGGCAGCAUGAGAAAGUGUUCGCCAAGGACUGCACAAUAUGCCUGCAUGUUGUUGGGAUACACUCUGCACAAAAGUAGGGUAGCCACUGACCUCCACAGAACUAUUAGUGACUUGGAAGCACAUAUGAGCCUGACAAGAAAGUUGCUACGUCUGGGGAACUCUGUGGAGGCUCUGCAGGCAGCCAAGAGGGCUAUCCACCUUUCUGACAGUGUGCUGAGGCUCUGCCUGACCAUCGGCCACCUGAACAGAGCCAUGUACUUUGCCUGUGACAAUGUGCUGUGGGCAGGAAAAACGGGCAUUAUUUCCAAACUGGAUCAACAGAAAUGGAGUCAGAGGUCUUUCAGGUACUACCUAUUUGCUCUGAUCCUCAAUGUCACUCGAGAUGUGUAUGAGCUCUGCCUUCUUCUGGACUCUGAGGAUCGUUAUAGAAGUGCCAAAUGCUCAUCCAAUCCCAGCAGUGCCCUUCCUGCUCACCACCUCUCCCCCUCCUCAUCAUCUUCUCCUGCUCUUAUGUGGGCAUGGCUCUGCAGACAUAUCCAUCAAGUGGUAACUGUCCUGUACAGCAACCCACCACUGUUGUUGGACCUACUGAAGAACGGCUGUGAUAUUUUCAUCCCACUGGACAAACUGGGUAUCUAUCGGACGGGCCCAGGCUUUGUUGGGACUUGUGGAGUGCUCUCAUCAGUCCUAUCUAUAGUCACCAUGCUCCACCCAUGGCUGAAACUUAAGCCAUGAGCUCAAAAAACACAGAAUGGGUCAUCACACUGAGUUCUGUGACAGAAAGUGGGUUCUGCUGUCUCUGUUGCACAUUAUGGUUCAAUACAACAGAAGGCCUUUAAAGACCAAUCUUUGCAUCCACUGGGGACCAAAUGCAUUAAAAAGAAAUGAACAAUAGUAUGUCAUUAAAAUUAUGGGCACACAUGCGUCUGGCAAUUUAAAAUUGUUUCCUCUUUUAGUAAUGUUUUUUGAAAAUUAAACUUCGUCUAAAUCUCAUAACUCGAGACGGAAAAUCUGAAAGAUAAUUAAAUUUUGUCCCCAUUCUAACUGUCCAUGCACCUAGCAGCAGAUGUAGUCAGGAGUUUGUUCUUUUCUUCACGACCGGUAAUUGGUCUUUGUGUAAAAUGUGACUGGCUCUUUAUAAAUAUCUUUGUGUGCUGAGAAAGGUGUAUGCUUGGCUUAGUUGGUAAUGUAGUUUAUGCAUCUGACCCCCUGAUGUUGCAGUUCACAUUUAGUUUGUCAGAAGAUGAAUUAUCAGGCACUGAUGUCAAGGAGCAACAUCUUGGAUCCUGUUUUUCCACAUGGAUCUCAAUGAUGCUCUAUAACCUAUAACUCAGCAAGAUGCAACUAAAGCAUGCUGACAGGAUGCACCGUCUAUUAUUUCUCUACCUAGUUGUGUUUCUUAAAUGUGACAUGAAUUCAAGUUUUAGUAGUAUGCAAAGCGCUUACUCUCCCCUCAGGAUUUUCUUUCUGGGUUUUUUUUAAUCAAAACAAAAAAAAACAAAAGGAUUUCAAAGCUACAUCCACUGAUGGACACUGCCUGACCUCAAUAAGUACUUAUAACUUUACUUGGAUUUUAAAUUGUAAAUUUUUAUAUUUUUAAUGAAAGUUUGAUUUUGUUUUUUCAUUUUUAGAUUACCAUCUUUGUGUGAAAUUCCCUGACCCAUGAUCCAGUCUUAAUCUUUCUCUUAGGUUUUAAGCAAGAUCUAUUAAAAACACCCGCAGCUAGACAACUUUGCAGAACAGCAUUGCACAAGCCUUUAGCUGAAAAUCAAUUUGCUUCUGGGAACAUGGCAAGAACUUCCAGAGAAAGCAUUUCUAGCUGUCCUCGGCUGAAAAGGCAAAUGCAAAAGCAUUGCUUGGACAUUGUCUUGGCUAAAAGGGCAAAUGAACAGAAAAGGCUGAAGCUAUCUAUGCUAGCGCUACAACAAUUUAAAAAAUAACAGUAAGGCACCUGUAUCUGCUAGAGUAAACUCGUAAAUAUGCAGGAUCGCAUAAGCUAAUGUUAACAUUGUUAAGCUGCAGUUUAAAUAUUAGCUACUUAUGGCAACACUAUUAUGGUGUUUGAUCCAAAUUCCACCUUCCAAGAUGUCUCCCAAAGUGUGAUCCACAUUAGAACGCACCUCAUAUAUAUCACUGUAUAUACAAAUGCUGCAAGUGCAGCAUUUGUAUAUACUGUGUAUAUACCAGACUGGCAGGUGUUCAAAUAUUUACUUGCAGCAGUAACACACAAAUAAAAUUAUUUUAAAAAUCA